This is a messenger RNA of Pecten maximus, 1443 nucleotides long. Its product is annotated as low affinity immunoglobulin epsilon Fc receptor-like. The record is from RefSeq and is a predicted model, not a curated record. Bases 244 to 1032 code for a protein of 262 amino acids. The transcript is spliced from 4 exons. NCBI's taxonomy places the organism in Eukaryota, Metazoa, Mollusca, Bivalvia, Pectinida, Pectinidae.
ACAUUUACAUGCGUAGACGUUAACUGAAAUACUUUCGAAAAAAUACGUAGAAAUAAACAUUUUCCGCGUCGAAUGAAUAAUUAGACAGGAUUUAAGCUAACAUUCAAGUAGUCAUUUCUUUUGGCAAAUCUAGCGAAAGAAUAAUUGGUUCCCGAGAAAGCAUGUGACUAGAAAUAAAUUAAAACCAAAUUGGAACAUUAUUUACUUUAGUACACAAAGACUGUGACGAAGAUAUCUGUAAUAAUGAAGACUUACUGGCUUUUGACCGUUUCGGUUUUGAUAUCCGUGGAUAGAAAAGUACUUUCUGACAACAAUGAUUCGGAGGAGGUUUACGAGGAGAACAGUUCAACUGUCGUAAACCUUUUGAACAGGACUUACAUUCAUAUCAAUGGAAAGAUAAAUCAACUAGAAAUACAAGUCCAUCAAAUCGAACAUCCCAACUGUGAUUGUAACGCUACAGAGGUUACAGAGGUCAAACGAGAAAUAUCUUCGGAUCUGAGGAACUUUUCCAAAGUGCUGUCCGGAUUUGAAAAUGAAAUUCGCCUGUUGAAAAAUGAUCUGUCAGAUUUACGAGAGAUGUUUGCUGGCGCAAGUACCGCCACGACCACCAUAACUACAGUUGCACCACGAGUUUGUGAAUUUGGCUGGAUCUCAUCACAGGAGAAGUGUUACUUUUUCUCAUAUGAUUCCGAUAAAAGAGAAUGGGCUCCUGCGAUUGACCGAUGCACGUCAAUGGGAGCGAAACUUGUGGAGGUCAAAACGGACAAAGAAGCUCAAUUCCUGGUAGAAAACUAUGCGAGUAACAUUGGUGACUAUGACUUGGUAUAUACUGGACGGAGGAGGAAUGAUGAAGACGUUUGGGUUUUCCUCAGCAACGAUGAGCGAGUCGAUACAUCAGUGAGGUCAUGGGCUAACAAUGAACCAUCCGGAGAGACAUGCGGGUGUGCUAAGAAGGCGAAUGGAUUUCUGAUGCAAGACUGUGUAUGUGACGGAUAUGGUGGUCUCUAUUUCAUCUGCGAAAUUGUGCGCUAGGCACCGUCUGCUGUGAAUGUCUUAUCUUUAAAGAGACGUAUUCCGCUACACACGGACCAAUCUGUUAAAGAACAAGAAUGUGUUCAACAUAUGAAGCUUUGGGUAUUAUUAUAUAAAGGUGUUAUUGAUUAUGUGUAAUUGAGCAACUGAAAAUGAAAUGUUUCUCACAAAAAACACUUGGAUCAUUAAAACUGAACAGCAACGCAAUCAGCGUUUGAAUCUAAGAUGACGUAUUUUAAUGUACAAAUGAUUUUGCCUGUUAUUCUGUUAAUAAAGAGCUUGUAAAAACAAUAUCAUAAGCUUAAGAUAGAGUGUGUUGGUUUACAAGUAAGUCUACAGGUAAAUAGUAUUUUAUAUCAUCCAAUUUAUGUAAUAUACAUUUUGUAUAAUAAAAGGCAAACUGAAAACGUA